Molecule: messenger RNA, 1689 nt
Organism: Neoarthrinium moseri
Lineage: Eukaryota; Fungi; Ascomycota; Sordariomycetes; Amphisphaeriales; Apiosporaceae
Exons: 1
Coding region: 1-1689 (562 amino acids)
Molecular function (GO): protein binding
Source: RefSeq, a predicted model, not a curated record
AUGCCUGUCGCGAACAUCGUUCCGCCGGUUGGCUUGGACAGCUUGCCUAACGAACUCUUGUUCAAAAUAAUAUAUCUUCUACACCAAGAGGAUGUCAACGCGCUUGGACGAACUUCUAGUGGUUUCUAUCAGAUCAUCAACCCUGAGCUGUACCGCCGCGAUCGGCAGUCGAGGUACAACUAUGCUCUUCACCACGCUUGUUGUGGCCAAGAUAUCAACGCCAUCAACACUCUGAGACGAGUACUCCAGUAUGCUCCUGCUGGGACCUCACCGCUGAGCCGACAUUUCAAGAGGAGCAUCACGUUCCGCGGCAAGAGCUGUUUGUAUCUCACCCCUCUGCAAGUCGCCGUACAAGCUCGCAACCCGCACAUGGUCCAGGCCCUGCUCCACGCCGGCGCCAUCGUGGACCAGCCUGAACUCGCACCAGGUCGUCAUGAUGCUCUGUGGCAUGCCAUCCAUUUCGUCAUGAUGAUUGAUGCAAAGGACCCCGGACACCAGCCCGAGGACACCUCGCUCAAGGUGUGGCUCAUUGAGAUUCUGGUCAGGGCAGGAGCCGACCCGAACCAGUUGACUCAAACCAACCCGCGUCGCGACCCGCGCAGAGGAAACAUCACGCCCCUCCAUCUCGCCAUUGCCAACAAGGCCGACGGCACUAUCAUCGAGUGUUUGUUGCACUACGGUGCUAUCGCAACCAGGUCGCGCUACAAGGAUGUGCCCAACCAGUACUUCUCUAAUGUUUCACCUAUCGCUCAUUUCGUCAACCUACGCCACAGUCAGAAGUUGACCAAAUCGCAGCAUCGCGCGGCAGUGGCCUUGAUUGAACAUGGUGCAGGUUCCGGUGACGAGGCCACCAUGUACACUGUGUCCCGAAAGCCCCUGCUGUUGGAGCUUCUAUCAGCUCCCCGAGCCUGCGAGUACUGGGUCGACAUCAUCGACCUUCUCCUUACCAAGAACGGUGUUUCGGUCGACUGCGGCUCCGAUGAUCCUCUCAUUCUGCACUUUCUUCUGAAGCAUGUCGAUUGGAGACCUGUCGUCGCAUACUCACCGUGGUUGUAUCUGUCUCAUGAGAUGAGAAAUGACAUGCAACAGGUUGCGAAAGUCACCAUACAGACGCUGGAUGUUCUCAUUCGCCAUGGUGCCGAUGUUAACGCUGCAGGAAGCACGGCAAAUUCUGGUCUCACACCACUCCAUGUCGCCGUAGGCCUGAACUCCGACUUCUACGGCAUCUUUAACUUUCUCGUUUCGAAGGGUGCCAAGUUUGACGCGCGGACAGCUGACGGUCGCACGGUUCUGCAUACUCUUCCCCAGAUGGAUACCUACCCCAAUGUCCAACUGGUCUCACACCUGAUCAGGGAUCGUGGCAUAGAUCGGCAUGCGGUCGAUGAUUUCGGCAACACAUUCCUCCACAUCGCUAUGGAGAACAACAUCAAGCCGCUUGACAGGAAGAUGGCCGAGCUGGUAAAGUACUACACCCGUAGGGAUUUCUCCAAGUUCGUCAACGCGGAUGGCAAGACGCCUUACGAUUGUGCCAAAGAUAUGGACAAGUACUACGCAGACCAGAUUGACGAAUGGUACCGCGAUCCCAUGGAACGUUGGGAACCCGUGCCUGUAAGACCUGCCAAAUUGAGGCGGUACGAACUUCUUCAGAGCGGGAUGCAUCGUUUGAACCUCGGGAGCAGAAGGCAGUAG